Molecule: messenger RNA, 1064 nt
Organism: Anas platyrhynchos (mallard)
Lineage: Eukaryota; Metazoa; Chordata; Aves; Anseriformes; Anatidae
Source: RefSeq, a predicted model, not a curated record
CGAGGCUGCAUCUCCCCCUGCAGGCUGUGCCCGGGGACAGGGACAAGGACGGGGACAGGGCUCCGCCUCGCGUCCUCCUCACCGCUGCCAGCACCUGAAAAAGUGGAAGGGGAUCUGAGAAGAGCCGGGACUCCAUUCCCUGUCCCCUCAGCAGAGCGGGGACCCUGAGGGGCUGCCGUCCCCUCUGGACACCGUGGACACGGUGACAGAGCAGAACAGACACCGCCUCAGGAACCCGAAUACAGCUGGGAGAGCAGGAGGGAUCCACGACCACGGUGAAUUUCACAGAAGACCAGAUCUGAGUGCUCAUGGACAAGUCCAAAAUUAGAAAUAUGGCUGUGACUGCUCACAUUGAUCAUGGAAAAUCAACACUGACAGACUCCUUGGUUUGUAAAGCAGGCAUCAUCGCUUCAGCCAGAGCUGAUGAAACACGGCAAAGAUGAACAAGAAAGAUGUAUCACCAUCAAGCCUACUGCCCAGAAGAAGUGUUUGGUGGGAUCUAUGGUGUGCUGAACAGGAAAAGGGGACACGUUUUUGAAGAAUCCCAAGUGGCAGGAACUCCAAUGUUUGUAGUCAAGGCAUUCACUCUUGUAAACGAAUCAUUUGGUUUUACUGCUGACUUGAAGUCCAACACCAGCAGCCAGGCUUUUCCACAGUGUGCCUUUGAUCACUGGCAGAUUUUGCCUGGAGAUCCUAACGAUGCAAAUUUUCAUCCUCUGCAAGUUGUGAUUGAAAUGCAUAAAUGCAAAGGCUUGAAGGAUGGCAUUCCACCUCUAGCUAACUUCCUAGAUAAGUUGUAACCGUAUCUGUUUCAUGUUGUGUGAUACACUGCCCGGUUUUGUCCUGAGACCAUUUCCUCAUAAAUCCAAGGAAUAAAAUGGAAAGUUUUUAGAAUAUCACAUUGAAUACACACAGUCUUAACAUAUUGUGAUUGUGGCAUAAUUACCUACUAAAAAAAAAUAAAAAUAACGUGUUACUUUGGUUUAUGGAAUUGUUGUUGUCUGUAUCUUGUCUGUGAUCAUUGCUGCCUGUAGCAAAAAUACACAAAAAGCGGUUGUUCUUUC